Molecule: messenger RNA, 3253 nt
Organism: Macrosteles quadrilineatus (aster leafhopper)
Lineage: Eukaryota; Metazoa; Arthropoda; Insecta; Hemiptera; Cicadellidae
Product: nose resistant to fluoxetine protein 6-like
Exons: 13
Coding region: 24-2102 (692 amino acids)
Molecular function (GO): acyltransferase activity, transferring groups other than amino-acyl groups
Source: RefSeq, a predicted model, not a curated record
UCUAUCAGUCUAUCAGUAGGACGAUGGGGUCGCGAUGGUGCUUGUUGGUGGCGGUUCUAUGCCUCAAUGGAAGUUUAGCGCAAAACUCGUCCACCACAUACAGCAGAGAAGUCCCAUGGAAGUUGUCGUCCAUGUUGCUGUCAAUGGUCCCCCCCUUCGCCCCCAUCCACAGCAAUAACACACUCUGUAGGGAACACAGCAAGACCUAUCUACAGCAACUGGAUAACUUCGAAAUGUGGGCUUUGAAAAUGUUUGACGCAAACGCCAAACUACCUUCAGGGCUCCUAAACGGCAACAUAAACCAACUUGGGGACUUUGACCAGUGCUUGAGGUCGCAGCAGCCAGGAGGGGUGAUCAGAGGGCAAUACUGCCUUGCGUACAUUGAGGUGAAGCUGCGGCCAGGGAUGUCCCAGGGAGGGAUGGUGUCUGUGCUGCAUAAUCUCGUACACUCCCACAACGCUUUCCGCAGCAAUCUAGAAGAUCCUGGUCAUCGAGUUCCAAGGUUCUCUUCGGUCAACUGGGCAGUCUGCGUACCUGCCUCGUGCCCUCCCGAGGAAGUGGAACAAGCUCUCGCCUCAACUGUGGACCACUUCCUUUCUUCUCCCGAGCUGAUCAUCAGGGUGCGUGUGGACCCCUCCAUGUGUCAGGUCCAAAGUGACUCCAUCAUCCCUCCUCCAGCAUCACUCAUGGCCAUAGGGUUUUUUCUGGGUAUCAUGGGAGUGAUAGCGACGGCCACCAUCACUGACUACCUCAUCCAAGACAAGCGACACGUCACACGUGCCAUGGAGGUUCUCCUAGCGUUCUCACUACUGUCCAACAGUCGUAAGCUGCUCUCCCUCUCUGAAUCCCCAGAAGACAUCCACUGUGUUCACGGGAUCAGAGCCUUGAACGCCUUCAUGCUUCUCAUGUCCCACAAAUCCAUGGCUCUCUUCUUCAACCCCUUUGUGAACCGAACAGCCAUGGCUGAGGUUCUGGGCAAACCUUGGACAGUUAUUGCUCGGGCUGCCAGUCUUUACACAGACCCUUUCAUCAUGAUCAGUGGUCUCCUCACCACUUACAGUCUUCUUAGACAUCUUGCCCGCAAACGAUCCAUUGAUGUGCGCAAGGAGUACCUCUCUCGAUUGCUUCGUCUGGUCCCUACCCUUGGAGCCCUCAUCUUGUUCUGCACAUUUGUGAUGCCAAUCCUCGGUUCUGGACCUCAAUGGAAUUUGGUGGUCCGUCAUCACGCUGAGGUUUGCAAGACCACGUGGUGGCGCAACCUCUUAUUUAUCCAUAACUACUUCGGAUUCAAAAACAUGUGUUUGACACACACACACCAUAUUGGUAUAGACACACAGUUGUUUGCUAUAUCUCCAUUGCUGGUGUGGCUACUGUGGAGAUGGCCCCGCCAGGGAUUACUCUCCCUUUUCCUUCUUGGCUCAAUAUCCACAAUGCUGCGCUUCUACACCAGCUACAUCCGCCAUCUCAAUCUCUUUGUUUAUUUUGGUAAUCCCGUAUCACAGAUGUUUGAUACAGCCGAUUAUUCAUACAUUCUUCCAAGUCAUCGUUUUACAGUCUAUGCCAUGGGAGUCAGCUUGGGAUAUGGACUAUGGCAUUGGGGAACUGACUUCAAACUUAAAACUAGCCAAUUGACCCUGGGAUGGUUUAUUGCAAUCUGCAUGCUCUACCAAUCGAUCGUAAGCCCCGCAAAGAUGGGAGACCGUAACUACGUAUACAACAGACUUGACGCAGCCAAUUACGCAGCAUUCGCUCCAAUCACAUGGUGUCUGUUCUUUGGUUGGAUAAUAUUCACAUCACACACCGGAAAUGGAGGGUUCCUAUCAAGAGUCCUUUCAUGGAAAGGUUUCCAAGUGUUUACUAGGAUUUCCUAUUCCUUUUACUUGACACAGUUUCCAGUGUUUUUCUUCAACGUCGGUCAGACACGUACACCAGAAUAUUACUCUAUUACUUCUCUGGUUAAUUUGAAAGAGGUCUUGGUUAUCUUAAUAUCAUCAGCUCUUCUGACACUCACGUUUGAAAUGCCAUUUAUCAACAUAAAGUCAAUUUUCUUCAAGAGGAAUUCAUCGCCAAGAAUACAAAGUGAUGCUAAAAAGGCUGACUAGGAAGACUGAAGAAGUCUUCACUCAAGAGUUAGCUUACAAUCCAGAUGGAGGCAAUGCAUUGUAGUUAUCCAGAUCUCAACUAAGAGACAAGUUAUAUACUGAUAUUAGAUUAGACAUAAUGAAGACAAAUUAUUAGAUUGUUGCAAAGUGCUCAUAGAAUGUGAACUAUUGUUCUUUUAGAGUAGCUUUUCUAUGUUAGAUAAGUGUUAACAUACUUAGAAUUAAUGGCAGUGAUAUAUAUAUGAAGAAGCAAUUAAGUUUCAUAUCAAAGUAGUAUUCAGAACUAGCAGUAGAUGAAAAAAAUGCUAUUGCUCAGUUCAUAUACAUUACGCAAUCAGAUACGGCAAAAACGUUUUAUAAUAAUAAAACCUGUACAAAAAUUACCACUAACAAUCUCAAGGCAGAACUCUUUACUUUAUUUUAUUAAAUUCAGUACGUAAUGCAAAGCCUUAUCCUCAAAUCUUCAAAAAACACUUUUAAUCGUAGAAAAAUGGCUUAAAUAACAAUAUGAGUGGACACAGGUAAAAAAGAGGCACUAGAACACUCCCUAAUCGAACACCUCGAUUAGCCAAGGAUCGUUCUGUUUGAGGCCUAUCAAUGUGCGUGCGGAGAUUGCCAAUCAGAGAGCAUGUCACCACCGUGUAAAUGCUGAGGAAAUGCUCAGUGGACGGUAGAAAGCGGCAGAAAGCCUACAGUGAAUCUUGCCAACGCUAUAGUGACGACUUGCUCUCUAAAUGAUUGGUUGAUCUAACUUUUCUAUAUGAGUAAAAUCACAACUGUUCUCGAGGGGCACUCACUGUUUCGUUAUGUUUACAUUUAAAAAUUGCUAAAGCCUUGUUAAACAUACUCGAGAAGUAAGGAAUUGUCAAACUCUUCACUCGGUCGUGAAAAGUGGGAUUUGUAAGGGAAUUAAGAUCCUUUUGGGCGGUCGUAACAGUCGUAAUUAUUCCAGAAGAAACUAAAAAGUAGUGGUGUGAACCUGCAUUUAGAGGUUUAUUGUGAUUGGAUAUAUAAAAAGUACUUUGAGGCAGUUUAUUCUUUAAUUCAUAACAUGUCUUAUUUCACAGGAUAGUCAGAAUAAUACUUGGCUCUUCUAUCUAACUUUAAGGAUUUGAAUGUAUGAAAUGUGAUUUAGAUUAACUAUAAAUUAA